UCGCCAGGUAAACUUAAACAGUAGACAUUCGGUCGUCUCUUGGUCAGCUGGUUCUGUCCACCAAUUCAAAAAAAAAAAAAAAAAAAAAAAGUCUAGUCCCAAUGUUUAGGAUUACUGACGCGUUAUCCUUAGGAUUAAAAAAUUAGAAAAAAAAAAUCGCACAUACACACUCCUUUGGGGAAAAAUUAAAUCAAAAAAAUUGAGCGCGGCUCGCGCGCCGCUUUGUGCGCGAGUGCUCAAAAAAAAAAAAUUAUUAUUUUUUUUUAUUGUUUCCAAAGAAAAACGGAAACAUUGUGUAAAGAGGGAACCAAAAGUUCCCUUGGAACCUCCUCCUCCUCCUCAUUUUUUUUUUUUUUUUUUAUUUUGAGGAAGGAAACUAGGUGUGCUCCAAUUUCCCGGUCGGACCGGAAAUGACUAUAUCAUACGCAAGCGAAGUGCCAAAUGGCUCCAGCUUUGGCUGUUUCUGGAGGAUCCUGAUAAAAUGGCGAGGCUCGGUUUAUAAGCUCAUAUGGCGAGAACUUCUCGUUUAUCUUUUUGUUUAUUACAUCAUCAACUUUACCUACAGAUAUGCUCUCAACGAGGAACAACAACGGGUUUUCGAGAAGAUUCGUUAUUAUUUCGCAAAUUCAAGCGAUUCAAUACCAAUGUCUUUUGUUCUUGGAUUUUACGUAUCGCUUGUGGUCAAAAGAUGGUGGGAACAAUAUAAACUUCUACCAUGGCCCGAUAAUCUUGCACUUUUUAUCAGUGCCGCCAUUCCAGGAAAUGAUGAACGAGGUCGUUUGAUGAGGAGGAACAUCGUUAGAUAUGCUGUUCUCGCCUAUGUCAUAACAUUGCAGAGGAUCUCAUUACGUGUUAAAAGACGUUUUCCCACUCUUCAACAUAUAGUCGACGUUGGUCUUAUGAUGGAGUCGGAGAAGAAAAUAUUUGAAAUGAUGAACAAAAAGGCAGCGAUGUCAAAAUAUUGGAUGCCAUUAGUUUGGGCAACAAAUAUCAUUAAUAGAGCAAGAAAAGAGGCAUUAAUCACUAGUGAUCAAGUGGUACAGACACUUCUCGUUGAACUGAGUGACAUUAGAAAAAGGCUUGGAGCACUAAUUGGCUAUGAUACUGUUUGUGUUCCUCUCGUUUACACUCAGGUCGUGACUCUUUCCCUGUACGCAUAUUUUUUCUCUGCACUACUGGGACGACAAUUUACACGUGAAGAGGACGCAAGGAAUGGAAAAUAUGAAGUGCCCGAUAUGUAUUUUCCAUUUUUCACUGCCUUACAGUUUUGCUUUUACGUUGGAUGGCUUAAAGUAGCAGAAGUAUUAAUCAAUCCUUUCGGAGAAGAUGACGACGACAUAGAACUUAAUUGGCUAAUCGAUCGUCACAUCAAGGCUGGUUACAUGAUAGUUGAUGAGAUGCACGAGGAGCAUCCAGAACUUUUAAAAGAUCAAUAUUGGGAUGAGGUGAUACCAAAAGAUUUGCCAUAUACUGUUGCCAGUGAGCAAUAUAGAAAAGAAGAGCCAAAAGGAUCUGCCGAGCUUUACAAAGUCAAAGAAAGUGAUGCUCUUUAUGCGAAUGUAAUGCUCGGUACUCAAUUACAUUCUGUAAAUCAACAUCGUAAGAUGCAUCAAGAUGACAUGUACGCGGAUUACGAAAGUGUCGAUACGCCAUUAGUUGAACGGAGAAAAAAUUGGCUACAACGUCAAAUAACAAGAAUGGGAUCUGUUCGAAGUUCAACAACAACAUACAGCAGUGGCGGUGGAUUUUUUUCACGUAAUCGUCACAAUAGUGUUUACAGUAGUCCCGAAACUGGUGGACUACCAGCGACAAAUAAUCCCAAAAUGUCCCUAUACGAUCGUCUCGUGGGACGAAGAAGCAUUCGUAGUCAACGCAUGGGUCGUCAAGGAACCCUGACGAAAUUGCAAUCAGUGCCAGUGUCAUUAAAAAAUCGACCACGCAUACCAACGCCCGAUGUGACAAAAGAAGUUGUUGAUCGUGAACAACGAUUGGCAAUAUCGGCGAAUAAUGCAGCAAAUAUUGGCGCCGGUGUUGUUGGUGUGAUACCGGCAAAUUAUCCAACUGAUGUAUCACUAGUGGUAUUGUCACCAAUUCAUGAGAAUGAGGGUACACCAUCAUCGGUAAAAGGUGGUACCGCUGCACUUGCACAAGCAGUUUUAACACCAAGUUUAACAAGUGCCGGCCUAGUGACACCGGGAACAUUUAUACCCGUCACAAUGAGUCAAUUAACACAACUUGGCCUCGUCACAACAACAUCAAUGUCCCGUCCACAAAUUCAAGGCGUUGAACAUCAUGAGAAACGUCAGGCCACACUCACUGAGGUAAACACCAGCGAGGAGGAAGGCAGCGGAAGUGGAAGUAGCAGCAACGGAAGUAUAACAGGACAAGAGGAUCGUUCAACGCCUCUAAUUGAGAGAGUGAGUCCAAUUGAAAGUCACGGAAGUUCACCAACAUUUGGCACCUAUACAGAACGUUCGCCAAUUUUAAUAAAUCCCGAGAAACUCGGACAAUUUAUAAUGCCAACAAAUGAAACAAAAACAAUAGCCGAACAACGACUGCAACAAGAUUCAUCUCGUGGUAGACGAUCAACAUCAUUGCCUGGUCCACCAGUAACGAUAACGAAUGAAGAUCGAAGUAUGUCAUUGCCACAUUCACCGGGUCUACAACCACGUGAAAAUCGUGCAGCAUCCGUUACAAGUAGAAGUGAAAAUCCAAAUCUCGAAAGGCUCACGCCAUUAAAGCGAAAGCCUGAGAAUUUUUUGCUACAAGAACCGGCGCGUAAAACAAGCUCAACGAGUGUUAAUAAUGCAUUAACAACAACAACAUCAACAGUUGCACCUGGUCCAUUGUCACCUGUGCCAAGUGCAACUGGAAGUAAACGAAACGAAGUCUAUGUGUGAUGCUGAGUUUUAGGCACUCAGAAAAAAAUUGUUUUUUUUGUUUUAAUACAAAUUUUUUGGUUGGUUCAAAUAAAAUUUGGUGGAUUCGAACAAAAUUUUUUUUAUUCGAACGAAAUCUGUUUUAUUCGAACGAAAUUUGUAUUAUUCGAACAAAAUUUGUUUUAUUCGAACAAAAUCUGUUUUAUUCGAACCAAAAAAUUUGAUUGUUUCACACAAAUUUUUUUCUGAGUGUGACGAUCUUUUUAUUUUUGAUCGUUUAUUGUACGGUGCCUUUAUAGUUAAUAUAAGAAAGAAGAAAGAAAAACAAUCCGUCCAUUUAAAUUUGAAUUAAAAUUCGAAUAAUAAAAUAAUUUUCGAAUAAUAAAUAAACGUUAUAGAAUCCAUUCAAAUGGAUAUACAACUUAAUUAUAAUAACUUAAUUAAUUUAUAUAUGAAAAAAAAAAUUCCUAUAGGAAAUGAUAAAUUUGAUAUUGCGAAUUCUAAUUAUUAUUUUUUUACAUUAAAAAAAAAAAUGUAUUGUCGAAUGUUUUGUAAGACUGAUAUCCUUGGGAUAAGUCAACAGUUUAUUGGCAUUUUUCAGCGAAUCAUAUAAAUACCUACUUGUCUCAUAAUUACUGCGCAAAUGACUUUCAAACAAACCAAAUGAAAAUCAGAAAAGAAUUCAGUAAUUAAUUUUUUUUUCCAAUUUUCAUUUGGUUUUACGUCUAUAAAAACGUAUAAAAAAAGGGUGAAUGACAUUUAUUAUUAUUUUUAUUAUAAUUAUUAUUUUGUGAUAUGAAUUUUCAUAUGAAUAACCACAGUAUAGUGGUUUUUAGCUAGGCAAAAAAGAAAAAAUCGUCACAAUUUAAAGUUGCGACAAUUUCUCGAAACUAAAAUAUUUUUUUUAACGGUACAUUAGUUAUAAAAAAAAAAAAUAAAUAAAUUUUGUACAUAAAAAAAUUAUCUUUGCAAAUUUUUACUGUCAUAAAUUUAUAUCGUGACAGAAAAAUAAUGACUUUAUAUAAUUUUUUUUUUUUAAUAUUUGAUAAUAUAAUUAUUUUAAUAUUUUUCAAUUUUGCACACUGAAAUAAUUGAAAAAGAAAAAACAAAUUUGUAACAGUGUGGUGAAUAUCAAAAUUUUUUCCUCAGCCAUAUUUGCCAUAAUACAUGAAAAACAUUACAUAUUAUUUUUAAUAUUCUAGAAAAUUAAUAUUUGUAACAAAUUUUUAAUUUAAGUUACAAUUUAAAAAAAAAAACUUUUUUGUUGAAAAUAAUAAUAAUAAUUAUUCUUAUUAUUAUUUAUCGCAUCUCA
Leptopilina boulardi is the source of this 4191-nucleotide messenger RNA. RefSeq lists its product as uncharacterized. Bases 411 to 2900 code for a protein of 829 amino acids. The record is from RefSeq and is a predicted model, not a curated record. Gene Ontology annotation, molecular function: chloride channel activity. The transcript has 11 exons. NCBI's taxonomy places the organism in Eukaryota, Metazoa, Arthropoda, Insecta, Hymenoptera, Figitidae.